ACGAUCUGUUUAUUCUGCAUGCUGAAUUUUUUUUUUCGUUGUUGGCCGCUCAUACAGUACUGAUGCCCCACUUUUCUUGUAGCUUUUUAUAGCUCAGCCUGCGGGACAAUUAUCGUUCGCGCCAUUUUCAAACUGCCUCCUGUCACCAGCCUUCCGUCCUUGCCCUUUCUAAACCACGCGCAUUGACAAUCCGCAUGUUGGUGAAUUAGGUGCUCGGUUUGAAGGGCAUCCCACGCACGCGAGUACAGUGCAUGCCCGGGUGGAAAAAAGGUCGUUUAUGUGCGUGAACAUAGUAAAUGGUAAAUGGUACGCAAUUUCGCCCACAGGAGACGCAUGUUUGCAUUAUUGUAAUUGUUACCAUCGGGCUGUGAAGGUUCAGACGUCAAGUAGCUACGUGUCAGUUAACAAUUGUUUAAAGCGACAAUGACCUUAAUAUGAUAAUUUUUAAUGCGAUGAUGGACGCCGACCGACACAGCGAGGGGUCGUUCUCGGAUGACCUGCCACCUUCCAGCGGCAGUUCGCUUCUACCACUAGAGCAUCCAUUUAUCUAUCCGUGGACAAUGAUGGGGACGCAAGGCAUCCUUUUAGCUGUGCUCAUCAAUGUCUGUCUCUUGCUGUGUAUCUCGGUAGACUGUUACCAUCGCCGUCUGCUCGGAGGUGCAACCAUAGGUAGAUUACCACCAGGGCCGGUGGGCUUACCUUUUCUCGGGUCGCUCCUGGAACUACGGGGUAACCCGAUCCAGCGUCUGCGUGAACUUGCUGUUAGGUAUGGACCUGUGCUUACGAUAAAGUUGGGAUUUGUUCGGAUCUUCGUUCUGAGUGAAGUGGACGUCAUUCAUGAGGCACUAGUUACCCAGGGGGUCGUUUUCAACGAUAGGCCCAGCUUUCUGGGGGUUUUGAGUGGAUCUGGCAGUAAACGUGGAAUAGUAGCCCUGGAAUACGGCCCUUUCCACCGGUAUCAGCGACAAUUCAUCGUGGAGAUCAUGCGGACGCUGGGCAUAGGACGCAAGAAGGGAGAGAAAUACUUUAAGAGGAGCUUGACGGAGCUUUGCCAGUAUCUAACGGAAAGUGAUGGAAAACCUCUGAAUGCCAGAACCACUGUAUCUCACUAUGUAUUCUGUGGAUUUUUUGUCUUCUUGUUCGGCUUCAGCUGCGUUGACAAUGAGUCCCUGAUUGAACUCCGGGAUUCUCUAGCCGAGUUUCUCCACCUGAACCCGGUCCUUAUCCUGGCCUCAACGGUUCUUCCAAAGUUCCUUGUCCAAAAGUUCAUGACUGGCAAGAAGAAACUUACAGAUUGUUUCUUGGAGCUUCUCCAGAAACGUCGCCAACGAUACCAAGACCAGGCCUGGCCAACCCAGGCCGACACCGUCUGGGAGUCUUACCUGGAUGGUAUUGUGGGCAUUCAGCAGCGGUUCACAAAGCCCGUCAACACCUCCAGCAGUGACGACGGAAACCAUGACAACCGGAAGCACAGCAGUUCAGGAGAAAAAGCUGCUGCCGCCUUAGCUCCCGAUGAGCACUUCAUCAACGUGCUCUUUGACUUCUUUGUAGUGGGGAGCGAGACAGCGCUACUUGGCCUUCUUUGGGCAUUACAAAUGGUGAUGCUCCAUCCACAGUGGCAAAGGAGAAUCCAAGACGAACUAGACCAAGUUGUCGGGGCAGAAAACAUCCCCUCUCUGUCACAUAAGAGCAGACUUCAUGUUACCAUGGCGACAAUCACAGAGACGUAUCGGUAUCGCCCUGUCUCUGCUCUGGGAGCACCCCAUCGUGUGAUGCAAGACACAAUUCUCAAGGGCCAUCUCAUCCCUGAGGGCAGCUAUGUCUUGACAAACAUCUAUGCAGCUCACCAUGACAGUCAAAGGUCAUGCCCUGGUGAGAAUUGGACUCGCUCCUUAAUGUUCCUGUUCACCACGACAAUCUUGAAGAGUUUUACCUUGACAUUUCCGGACAAUGAAGAACUUCCAGACCCGAUGGGGCAGCCUGGAAUCAACUAUUCACCAUGUGACUUCAAAAUAUGUGCUACACCUCGCUAAUUCAAUUUCAAUUAAAAACAUUU
Molecule: messenger RNA, 2056 nt
Organism: Acanthaster planci (crown-of-thorns starfish)
Lineage: Eukaryota; Metazoa; Echinodermata; Asteroidea; Valvatida; Acanthasteridae
Product: cytochrome P450 2D19-like
Biological process (GO): progesterone metabolic process; xenobiotic metabolic process; hormone biosynthetic process
Cellular component (GO): cytoplasm; intracellular membrane-bounded organelle
Molecular function (GO): iron ion binding; heme binding; steroid 17-alpha-monooxygenase activity
Source: RefSeq, a predicted model, not a curated record